AUGUACGGAAAGCCAUUUGUUAUCUUUGCCGCCCUUAGCACUUUUGUCUCCAGCACUGUUGCCGCUCCCAGCCAAACGCCCAACAUUGAACGCCGCAGCUAUCAGUUGGACAUUCCAGAGGGCAGUGACUGGUCCGUAUCCUAUUCGUGCAAAAGCGGCAACGUCGAUCACUCUGGCACCCAGGCCGAUACGGGCAAGUGCAUUAAAAUCGAUGGGGAUGCUCCGGAGUUCCGGUUCAACUACAAUGACGACAUCUUCCAUUACUUCACAAUGGAUAUGUACGUGAAUGAUGACUGCACCGAGAAGGAUUAUGGUUGGUGGACAAACUUCUGGAACGGAAGCAAGUUGGGGCACAAGAUACAGAACAUGCCAAAUGGCUGCGAUCUUGCAGCGGGUUCUGUCAAGGGGGAUAGUUUUGGAGAAACCGGAGUCAAGUUUGGAUCCUACAAGAUUACUGCUAUUACGCGGGCCGCUCUUGAGAGGCCGCCGUCUAAGUAG
Aplosporella prunicola CBS 121167 is the source of this 498-nucleotide messenger RNA. RefSeq lists its product as uncharacterized. The record is from RefSeq and is a predicted model, not a curated record. The transcript has 2 exons. NCBI's taxonomy places the organism in Eukaryota, Fungi, Ascomycota, Dothideomycetes, Botryosphaeriales, Aplosporellaceae. The coding region runs from base 1 to 498 and encodes 165 amino acids.